GAAGUUCGAAUUAUGUGUUGCAACUUUAAUUCAAUUGGAAGUGUUGGGAUCGAGGUUCCGAGGCGCCACGUAAUUCGUUGCAGUGGAGACGAAAAUACCCUCCGACGUUGAGCACAUUAAGUUGUAAUGAUGGUUAGGAUUCACUGGCCCUCAGUGGCCUAUGCCACCACCAGUGUGGGAGCCACUAUGAUGAAUGAGGUCUUCAUGUUCUACUACGUCAAGUUCUUCCUCAACUUGUAUCACAUUUCCGAAGAGUGGUUCAAUGUUGCACAGGUCAUCUUCAUGAUAUGGAACGCCAUCAAUGACCCUUUGUUUGGGUAUUGUCAAGACAAUUCAAACUUGGCGUGUGUGAGGAAGAGACGCCAUGCUGUGCUCUAUGGCGGACCUUUCUUUGCACUUUCAUUCCUGGUGCCCUGGUUUCCCUGGGGGAACUAUCAGCCUGGAAUUUCCAGCUGGCUUUGUGGGCUCCACCUGGUGGUAGCGCUAUGUUUUUAUGAUGCCAUGUUUACUUUUGUGCUGCUUGCUCAGUGUUGUAUUUUCACAGAAAUGUCAGGCAAGCACCAGGACAGGCUGAGACUGAUCAAGUAUGCACAGUUAGCAGCAUUUGCUGGUUCAGGCAGUGUUUUCUUCGCAAAUUUGUUUUCUGAUAAUUUGAAGAAAAUAGGAGAAUUUCAGUGUUAUACUAUGUUAAUUGCUAUGAUAGCCUUCCUGUGUAUGUCUUAUACUGGAAUUUAUGCAGAUACAGAAUAUGACUUGAAACCUAAUUCUCUUGACAGUCAGAACAGAACAGAUCAGGCUGCAAGAUCUUCUAAGUAUUCCAUGUUGCAGCUGACAUGGCAACUGCUGAGACAGAGGAACUUUAUCUGUUUUGUUUUAAUGAACUUUUGUCAAGUAUUACACAGAACAUUUUUGUUGAACUUUACUGCCAUUAUCACUGAUAUGAUGAUACCACAGGAAAUAUUGCCCAGUGUUUACAGAAGUGUUUUCUAUGGAUUUGUGACUGUGAUACCUAUGAUGCUGGUGCUAUUGGGAUCUCCUUUGGUGGCCAGGUUUGGUUCAUAUCAAAUUUUCAGGAGCUCUUUUGUGGUGAAAAUAUUUUCAUCUCUUUUCAUGUUGUUUUGGGGCAAAGACCACCUCUAUCUACUGAUGGUUUUCCUCAUAACAGACAGUAGUGUAACCAGUGCCACAUCCUCCUUGAUGAACAUGCCUAUGUCAGAUAUUGUGGAUGAAGACUCCAAACUGUAUAAUCGAGAGCACCCAAUAUCUUCCAUGGUCUAUGGUACAAAUGCUCUUGUGAUCAAGCCUGCCAUAUCUCUUGCCCCAAUGUUAGCAGUGGCCAUACUCAAUAGGAAUGGGUAUGCGGAAUACAAGCUUGGCAAACUACAUUCCGGAAUAGACCAACUCCAGAGCAGCAUGUUCUACCUGCUGUGUUUAAUUCCACUUACACUAGGUGUUCUACAGUAUGCAGUUUGGAGCAAGUAUACUCUUAGAGAUAGUCAUGAAGUCAUUCCACAUUAUUAUGAACAGGAGUGUACCAUUUAGUCACGGUACAAAUUUAUU
Messenger RNA from Lingula anatina, 1560 nucleotides. Its product is annotated as solute carrier family 68 member 1. Lineage: Eukaryota; Metazoa; Brachiopoda; Lingulata; Lingulida; Lingulidae. The record is from RefSeq and is a predicted model, not a curated record.